AUGAGCAAGUUCGACGAGAUGGACGUGGACAAUGAUGCCGAAGACGACGAUCCCAUAACCGCCAGCUACCCCGUCUUCCUGAACCCUGCCCUCCCCCUCGGGCGCCGCCUCCUCAUCCUGCAGCAGCCCAACCGUACAGAUGACACGCCGCGGCCGCCGCCCACCGAACUCCGUCUGAAGGCGCACUCGGGCAUGGUCGAGGUCGACGUGCCUCUGGACAACACGACCGCCUACGACCGUGAGAAGGGUUUGAAAUGGGGCCGCGUUCUUCAGUCAUCCAUGGCGUCAAAGAACGGCGGCAGUCACGGUCUAGCAGGUGGAUUUGGCUUCGGCGCAGUACCGCAAAGAGGCAAGAAGAAAGGCGAGUCGGACGACGACGAGUACAUGGACUGGAACGAGGCCGUUCGCCAGGACAUGGUGUUGAGGACCCAGACCCUGGGAGGACAGUACCCUGACACGGACGAAGUCCAGUACAUGGUUGGGGUAUUCCAAGGCAAAAACCUCCAUCUCACGCCCGUCUCUUCCCUCGUUCAUCUCAGACCGCAGCUCCACCACCUCGACGCAGCCACUCAACAAGAACGCAGCGCCUCCGCCUCUGCGUCCAAGGAAGCAGCAGGAUCUUCGUCAACCGCCGCGCGCGCCAUUCACAUGACAAUCAAGAACACCGCCGAUGGCGACGCAGUCACAACAGAAACCAUGGCAGAUAGGUUACGCUUCGUGCAGACCGAAAACUGGCGAAAGAUGAGGUAUACGGACGAGAAUGAAGAGGCCGCAUGGGAAGUAUACAACGAGAGUCUGUUUCUGUACCCCAAGGCUGGGGGCAGCAAGGCCGCCGGCGAGAGUGAGACGAAAGAGAAAGAACCAGCGGAAACAGGUAUGGAGGAAUUGGCGCCCAAGCUCGGGGCCAAGUGGAACACCAAGCAAAUGUUGGAGGCUGUCAGUGGUAUUCAGAAACCUGAUGCGAAACCAGAGCCGGAGAUCAAGCCUGAACCAAAGGGUAAGCAAGCGGUCGGAGAUCGAGGGACACCCAAAGGGAAACCACGGGGUGGUGCAGCUCCCGCUGCUACGAAAAGGACCAGUAGAGCAAGGGCACCAUCGAAAACAGCAAUCACUAUUGACUAA
This is a messenger RNA of Metarhizium album ARSEF 1941, 1122 nucleotides long. Its product is annotated as DNA-directed RNA polymerase III complex subunit Rpc37. The transcript has 2 exons. The record is from RefSeq and is a predicted model, not a curated record. Gene Ontology annotation, cellular component: RNA polymerase III complex; nucleus. Gene Ontology annotation, biological process: DNA-templated transcription. Bases 1 to 1122 code for a protein of 373 amino acids. NCBI's taxonomy places the organism in Eukaryota, Fungi, Ascomycota, Sordariomycetes, Hypocreales, Clavicipitaceae.